Molecule: messenger RNA, 2840 nt
Organism: Darwinula stevensoni
Lineage: Eukaryota; Metazoa; Arthropoda; Ostracoda; Podocopida; Darwinulidae
Source: the annotation of a GenBank genome assembly
GAACCUUGAUCCUACAGUUAUAGCCUCCAUCACGCACGAGGAGACACGUCGACAUGGAUCCUCAGGCCUUCCUCACUGAAAAUCGUGGAGAAUUCCCCAAGGACUACGAUUAUGACAUUCAGGCAACCAAGGCGUGGAUGGAGGCGAAUUGGAUGAAAAAUUGUGCCGCAUUUGUGAUCCUGUACCUCGUAGGCAUCGUCGUCUUGAAGCGAUACAGGGAGAAUAAGGAGAAGCUGACAUGCAAAGGACCUCUUGUCCUCUGGAAUAUCGGCCUCGCCGUCUUCAGUAUUAUUGGAGCCACGAAAAUACCCCCCUGGCUCUUCUAUGCCACGUCGGAGAAGGGAUUCUACUAUAGCGUCUGCUCUUCUUCGUUCUAUGACGAAAAUCGUGAAACGAGCUACUGGCAUUUCCUCUUCGCCCUCUCCAAAGUGCUAGAAUUGGGCGAUACGGUAUUCCUCCUUCUCAAGAAGCAGCCCUUGAGGUUCCUGCAUUGGUAUCAUCACAUCACGGUUCUCAUCUUCUGCUGGCAAUCUCAAUCCGAGCACGCAUCGACAGGACUUUGGUUCUGUUCCAUGAAUCUGGUGGUGCAUUCCAUCAUGUACUCGUAUUUCGCAAGUAGGACCCUCGGAAUUAAUGUGGGGAGAGGGGUGGCCAUGUUCAUCACUGUCUUACAGAUCCUCCAGAUGGUAAUGGGUUUGGCACUCAGCCUCUCGGCAGGAUUCUUCAAGCUCCUUGGCAUCUCGUGCCAUGUCACUCCCUAUAAUGCUCUCUUGUCAGUCCUCAUGUACAUCUCUUAUUUGGCUCUCUUCGUAGCCUUCUUCCGAGACUCCUAUCUGAGGAAACCAAAGGUCGACACCAAGAAGGACUCGUGAUUCUGACCUUUCAACUUAAUCGCCAUGACUAGAUAAGUUGAAGGGCCUACUUUCUCACGAUGCACACAAAUGUUUUAUCGCAAACAGGAUUUUAGACUUAAACUUUCCAGGGGUGACAUUUUGAGGCCGCAAUUAAGGGAUAUUGAAUAAUCCGAAUCAAAAGAGUGACUGUUCCAGUAAUAUGGAAGCGAUGGGGCAAUAUUGUGAAUAUCGAUAUACUUAGAGUGGCAUAAUAUUGAUGUGAGAUGACUGAAUGCUCGUCACAGAAGAAUAUGAGGCCGACAAUCUUCAACGGAAAUGGUCAAGAUCCAGAAUAGUAAUUUCCUUACGCAUACAUUUAUUCAAAAGCUAACGCUUGUGUAGGUGAGGGUGGGUCACUUUUUCGUCAGUUCACAACUGAAGCAUUGUUAUUCCUAUGAAGCAUAUGGAACAUACGGGAGCAUGCAGAACUAUACGGAAGGUGUCUAUACUGGAUUAAGGUCAGCCCAUGCAACAUGUGCGAGCAGAAUUUGAAGUGCUGAAAGAGGACCUCUUUUGAUGACUUAAGUAGGUCUGGAAUUCUUUCCUCGGCUGCCAGUUCUCGCUCUACUUGGCAGCAUUUCAACGGAGCAUCUUCUAUGGAAUUCCUAGCUCUCAUGUUGGCUUUAUUGAGAAUUCGCUUCACUCUACGAUCCGUUUCAAGGUUGAGAAUGUCUCAUCUGUCGGUAUUGAACCUUACGCUUAUGAUUGCGCAUGAGCAGGACGCAAAAAGACUGCAGAGACAUCAUGAUCUGCAUUAGCAAAUCUCAGAUAUCUUUGGGGACAUCUCGUGUCGCGGCCAAUUGUGCCUCGAAUAGAGCAACCCAUGGUGCCCUAGCGCAUGCCAUUAACCCUUUCAGACCUGGCGUCCAUCCCAAUGGACAUUGCAUUUACAUUGUGUCUAUGGAAAUAUCUUAGGAUUCUCGAAACUUUGCGCUCCAUAUUACGCAACAAUGGGCGCAAUUAUGCAUGGCUCUGUUCCUUCAGAUGCCUUCUUUCACCCAUUAGUUUUGUAAUCUUCAGUUAUUUAAUUAAAUGUAUAAUACAUGAUAUAUGGUAUGAUAUGGUACAUUUCUACAAAAUAUGAAAACAACAUAUAACGCAUGAAAAUUUCAAUUACAAUCACAAAAGAGCUCAAAAAAGCAACAACAAAAAAUAUUAAUCCGAUAGCGGCCUUAAUUCAGGUCUGAAAGGGUUAACCUGAACGCGGGAUUAUAGGAAAAAUAAUCUGUAAUUUUAGUUCACAAGUGCAAAUAUUGAGCCAACAUUCCACCAAAUCCGAUCUCGGAAAGAAUCAAGAAAUUUCAGCAAAAGAAACUAAUGGCAAAUACUCGAGAUGUCGUUACGUCAAUAAGUGGGGGAAAAAACCAUAGACUGAAGAACAGCUUCCGCACACUCCGCGAUUUUGGCGGGAAUCACUCUUUUUCAACUUCAUGUUUCUGGUGCCACGGCAAGAACAUUGUACAGGUUGGGCCAAAAAAAGCCCCAAAUGCGAAGUUCAAUAACUUGGGCCCCGUUGAGCCAAUAUCAAUUGGCUCAACAAUAUCAAAGGCAAAAUGAAGCUUGUUCAAUUUUCCUUCGAAUGAUAUAAAAUUUUGGGGGGUGUGCUUCUGAGAAAUGGACGCUAUUACAGUUUUAAAAAAAGAGAAAAUAAAUUUUUCCUGAAAUGGGCUUUUACUCCAAGUUCCUUUUCCUCAACCUCGAAUUGAUCACUUACACGCACACAGAUUUAAUGACACAAAAAUGGUUCAAUGUGCCCUCCUCCACAAUUUACAACAGCCUCAUGUUACUCGACUCAUGAUCGCAUGAUCUCUCAUCAACCAAUCCGUAUCAUGCAGGGGCGCGUGGGAGAAGGGCGUGCGCGGGGGAAACAGGCGACAGCAGCAGCGCGACAUUGGAAAGAACUCAGAAAAGCUGUUUUCAGGAAAUUGUCUCGUCACUUUUUUUUAA